UGAAAGGUUUUGUGUUAAAAUCGGAUUCGGACGUAAUGCUGUGUGUAAUAACUUUAGCAUAGAGUCGUAUGUAGGUAUAUGCUAUGAUUUCAGAGUGUGGGACGACGCGAAAACUCUUUCGCGGAACCCUACCCUACGUUAGUCGCGCUUUAGUCCUCAGUAACCAAACAUGAGACUCCCCCUAAAACCUUUUCAGCUGCACCAUUCCGGCGUCACUACUCUCCGUCGUCUCUCCCUCGUUGCCCACUCCUCGCCGCCGCUACCAGACCCCUCGUCGCCCAUCUCCAAGACACUAUCACUCCUCCAAUCCAGUGAUCCCAGUACCUGGCCCUCGAACCCCAGCCUCCGCAGUCUUCUCUCCUCUCUCACCCCACCAGCCGUCCUCAAAGUUACCCGCCAAUUGCCCAAUUACCAGGAUGCCCUCCACUUCUUUAACCACCUCAAGGCAAGCUCCGACCUGUCCGAUUCCAUCCCACUCGCUUUCCAGGCGGUUCUCGAGCACGCCAUGCGCGAAAACCCAGGCUCCCCCGGUAAGCUGUACGAGCUUUUCCAGCUGUCGAAAGACCAAAGUACUCCUCUUUCUGUCAAUGCGGCGACGCUCCUCAUUAAGUGCUUCGCCCAGGCCCAAAUGCUGGAUGAGAUGAUCUUGGUGUUCGAUGCAAUUGACGAGGAACUGAUACAUACGGACGUGGUAAAUUUAGUAAUUGCAGGGUUACUGAAGUGGGGUCGUUUAGAUGAUGCCCUAAAGCUGCUCGACGAAAUGUUUGAGAGGGAUUCUUGUUAUCCUCCCAACAGCAAUACCGUAGGUAUUCUCUUUUCCUCCAUUUUGAACAGAAAUUGGAGUGGCAGGAGUGUGACAGAUGAGGAAAUUCAUAAUCUUGUUUCAAGGUUUGGUGAACAUGGUGUUUCUCCCGAACCGUAUUGGUUAACACAAAUUAUUAUGAGGUUUUGUAGGAAGGGGGAGUGUGACAAGGCUUGGACUCUUUUGCACGAGGGGAUGAAUUUGGGGUCUGAUGUGGAGGUCGCAUCUUGCAAUGCGCUAUUGACGGGGUUAGGGCAGCAUCGUGAUUUUGCAAGAAUAAAUUUGCUUAUGAAGGAGAUGAAGGAAAAGGGGAUUAAACCAGAUGUUGUGACUUAUGGAAUUAUGAUCAAGAAUUUGUGUAACUUUCGAAGGUUGGAUGAGGCACUGGAGGUGCUUGAGAAGAUGAGAGAUGGAGAACUUGGCGUUGAGCCAGAUGUUUUUAUUUAUAACACAUUAAUUGAUGGACUAUGUAAAGUGGGGAGGCAAGAAGAGGGUCUGAAGUUAAUAGAGAGGAUGAGGUUUGACAGCAAGUGCGAGCCAAAUACUAUUACCUAUAAUUGCUUGAUCGAUGGAUUCUGUAAAGCUGGGGAGAUUGAGAAAGGGCGUGAGCUUUUUGAGCAGAUGAGCAAUGAAGGUGUGAAGUCGAAUGUCAUUACAUUAAAUGUUUUGCUGAAUGGAAUGUGUAAGCAUGGGAGAGUUAGUAGUGCAAUGGAGUUUUUUGGUUCUAUGCGAGGAAAGGGCGUCAAAGGGAAUGGAGUUACUUACACCAUCUUGAUAUCAGCUUUCUGUAAUGCAAACAAUAUUGACAAGGCAAUGAAGUUGUUCGAUGAAAUGCAGAAAAAUGGUUGCUCUCGAGAUGCUGUUGUGUACUACAGCUUGAUUUCAGGCCUUAACCAGGCUGGAAGAAUGGAUGACGCCACCUUUAUUGUGUCAAAGAUGAAAGAAGCUGGGUUUGGCUUAGAUAUCGUCUGUUACAAUAUGUUGAUUAGUGGAUUUUGCAGGAAGAACAAAUUGGAUAAAGCUUAUGAGAUGCUUAAAGAUAUGGAAAAGGCUGGAAUGAAGCCUGAUCGUGUUACGUACAAUACUUUGCUUUCAUAUUUCUGCAGAAGUGGGAAUUUCACACAGGCCCACAGAGUGAUGAAGAAGAUGAUUGAUGAUGGUUUAACACCUACUGUUGUUACUUAUGGAGCAUUAAUUCAAGCAUACUGCUCAAAUGAUAAUAUUAAUGCGGCUAUGAAAAUAUUUAGAGACAUGAAUUCAUCUUCGAGGGUCCGACCAAAUACUGUAAUAUAUAACAUGUUGAUUGACUCUCUUUGCAAGAAUGAUGAAGUAGAAGUAGCUCUAUCCCUGAUGGAUGAUAUGAAGGACAAGGGGGUGAGGCCAAAUACUACCACAUAUAAUGCUCUGUUUAAAGGCCUUCAGCAGAGGAAUUGGUUUGAGAAAGUGCUGGAAUUUAUGGACCAAAUGACUGAACAAGCAUGUAAUCCUGACUACGUUACAAUGGAAAUCCUCACCGAAUGGCUUUCUGCAGUUGGCGAGACAGAAAAAUUACGGAAGUUUGUCCAAGGCUACCAGGUUUCUGCUUCAAUUGCAUAGGGCGGUGGUUGCUUGCAGUUAUUAGAAUUCUGUCCCUUAUCCAUUGGUCAUGUGUUGUUUUGUGACACAUGGCUACUUCUCUGCUAUGUUGCAUCUCAGACAUUGGAUAGCUUCAGAUUCUUGUUUGCAUCGAAAUGCAGCAGUAACUGAGACCGAUAUAUGAAUCCAUCAAAUAUUUAAAGGGCCAUCUUAUUGUACAUUAAUGGAAGAUCUUUUGUGCUAAUCAAGAAUCUCCUCCUUUUCACUACCAAUCAUUGUUGUUGAGUAACAUUAAGCCGGAUUAGUGUGAAGCUUGGGAUAUCGAUCUCAGUAACAUUGUCGCUACAAUCUACAAGGUAACUUACUUUGUCAAAA
Messenger RNA from Sesamum indicum (sesame), 2752 nucleotides. RefSeq names its product Pentatricopeptide repeat (PPR) superfamily protein. The record is from RefSeq and is a predicted model, not a curated record. Gene Ontology annotation, molecular function: mRNA binding; protein binding. Gene Ontology annotation, biological process: mitochondrion organization; RNA processing. Lineage: Eukaryota; Viridiplantae; Streptophyta; Magnoliopsida; Lamiales; Pedaliaceae. Gene Ontology annotation, cellular component: mitochondrion.